AUGGAAGAUUAUAAAGUGGCAACUGCUAUGUCCCCCACCCAUUAUCUUGACCAUGCCAAACUGUUUCUUAAGCAGGAUUCCACAUCGUCAUUAAUUUCUGGUGGAAUAGCGGGUGCGGUAUCCCGUACCGUAGUAUCACCUUUUGAACGAGCCAAAAUCCUUCUCCAACUACAAGGACCAGGUUCUAAUCACGCUUAUAAUGGGAUGUUUAGAAGUAUAGCGCGGAUGUAUACCGAAGAAGGGUGGCGUGGGUUGUUUCGUGGGAACACCUUGAAUUGUAUUAGGAUAUUUCCAUACAGUGCCGUUCAAUAUUCGGUAUUUGAAAAAUGUAAACAGUUGAUGGUUCAAUGGAGCCCUAGAGAAUCAAACAUGUGCACUGAUGGGGAGAGGUUGAUUGCUGGGAGUAUUGGUGGGAUUGCUUCUGUUGCAGUGACUUAUCCGCUCGACCUAGUUCGUGCGCGUAUCACUAUUCAAACUGCCAGUCUCAAUAAAUUAAACAAGGGGAAACUAGCCAAACCUCCAUCAGUCAUUCAAACACUUCGGGAUGUGUAUACUCAUGAAGGUGGAUUCGUUGCCCUUUACCGGGGUAUUGUCCCUACUACAUUAGGAGUAGCCCCUUAUGUGGGGAUUAACUUUGCAUUAUACGAAAAAAUCAGAAACUAUAUGGAUGCCUCUGAACACGACUUCUCGAACCCAGUAUGGAAAUUAUCAGCAGGUGCAUUCAGUUCUUUUGUUGGUGGUGUCAUAAUUUAUCCGCUUGAUGUGUUGAGAAAACGUUAUCAAGUUGCAAGUAUGGCCGGCGGAGAGUUGGGGUUUCAAUAUAGAUCUGUGGCCCAUGCAUUAGUAUCGAUCUUUAAGACCGAAGGUUUUUUUGGUGCAUACAAAGGAUUGUCUGCCAAUUUAUAUAAGAUCGUACCAUCAAUGGCAGUAAGCUGGCUCUGCUAUGACUCAUUAAAGAAGGCAUUUAGUGAGUGGUGA
This is a messenger RNA of Spathaspora passalidarum NRRL Y-27907, 978 nucleotides long. RefSeq lists its product as uncharacterized. The record is from RefSeq and is a predicted model, not a curated record. NCBI's taxonomy places the organism in Eukaryota, Fungi, Ascomycota, Pichiomycetes, Serinales, Debaryomycetaceae. The coding region runs from base 1 to 978 and encodes 325 amino acids. Gene Ontology annotation, biological process: transmembrane transport. The transcript has a single exon.